AUGGCCGUCUCUUGCUCUCUACUUUCGGGGGUCCACACAACGGCGCCAACAGUGGCGAGCGCCUCCUUGCCUUCCACAACCUGCACCACCGCGGCUUGCUGCUCCACUGUGCAGUCCUACACGCUCGCCGACGUCGGUCAUGUAACUCCAGGCAGCGUCUUCGGCGGCGUUCAUGACAUCAGUGCCAGUCGGUCUCCCCCUGCGAUGGCGACUGCCGAGGAUGCCGGCGCCGCGUCUCUGGUCUCACGCCUGCGCGCAGAAGCUGCGUCUCGAAAGAAGCCGCGGCUACUGCAGUGCCACGCAAUGACACCGAUGCUUCUCUCCUCCGGCGAGCUGUUGACGUGGGAGCAGCCCGCUCUGUCGGCGGCGUCGUCCCUGCCCGCUGCGACGGCAGCGCCGGCAACAUCGCUCGUCAGCCCCCCCACACCCAACGCUGUGCCUCCUGCACGUUUCUUCCACACUCCGCCCCCUCCUCCGCCGCCGCCACCACCACCUGUUCCACAGCAUCAGGCACAGCAGUGUGAGCUGAGGCUGCUGCGAUGUGUCCGGCGCAGCGGUGUGCCGUUCAUUGAGCAGUUGCAGCAGCGGUGCCGCACCGCCACAGGACUUGCGCAGCACCUCGUGGCGCCGCAAUGCUCACCACGGGCCUCAGGCGACUCUGCUGAAUCGCCAUCACACGCGGCGGCGGUUGUGAUGCGGCAGUCGUGCGGCUCACACUCGACGCCUCUGUCGCCUAUUUCCUUCGCAUGUGGAGCUCAUUCAGGUCCGGCGUCGAUGCUGGGGCUGCACUCGUCUGCCGAGUUACUGUCCCAGGGGACGCGUCAGUUGCACUGGUCCAAGCAAGGGAGGGUGCCUGCAGCUCCCCGCGCUAGCAGCGACGCGGAUGACGGACGGAGCCCUAGUAUUCGCGAAAGUGGGCUGCUCGGCAGCGUCCGUGGAACCCCCGUGAGUCUCAGAGAACCGAGCGAGCUUCGCAGAGAUGACCGCGACGGAGGCAUGGGCACUGACGAUGGUGCGUUGCAUCGCGUAAGUCUUUCAACCCUGCUUCUCUUCCAGGCUCCGUCUUCUUGCUCGGCGGAUGCCGACGCCGCCGCGUCGUCGGUUGCGAUCACAGCUGGAACAGUAUUGGUUCAUUCAACCACCGAGCCGGCGAACGACACGUGCAACUUGCCCUGCUCUUACUCACGAUCCUCCGGCACUCGUUACCAUCUCCAAACGCCUCGAAAGGGGCAUUCUGACGUUGAUCCAUCUCACUUGGCGGCGCACCCCUUGGUGCGUCACCCGCUGUUCUUAUCGUCGGCUGCGGCUGCACAGGGCCUACUCUGCCCGCCCGGCAACGGACGUGCGUCUGCCACCGCUACUGCACCACACGCUCGGGACAGCCGCCCUCUCACCUUCCACAGCCACGAGGGCGGCGUGCCGAGUCCGUCGCUGUCACGCUGGCCUUCCACGUUGCAAGCGCACUCAUCUAUUUCGCUGCCUUCCUCGGCAGCAGGAGCAGCGGCAGUGCCGUUGAUGAGCAGUGUGCAGCCAGGCCCCUUUCUGACCAUGUCACAACAGCAGCAGCAGCAACACUUGCCUUUGUUCGCCGUUCUCCCUAGCACGUCGGUGAUUCCUUCAUCGCGGUGCAUGCCAAGAGCGACUAAUGGGAUGUCCGCAGCUGGCGCAAGUAACUCUUCUACACCACCGCUGGUGUUCACCGCGAUCGAUCCCGCCGCAGCAGACAUGCGUUCCACUAGCGGCUCUCCGUACCUCUCCCAAGAGAUGCAGCUGGCCUCCAGGUUGUCCUCUGCAGCCAGCAUGUCUCCACAUCUAGCGCACGGUGACGAUCGCGGCGGAAGCCCAGCGCGUGCGUUCAUGCUCCAGCAGCACCCUUUCUCUGAGCCUGUGGUAGCCACAUCCGCGCUUGCCACGUCGCUGCCGCCAUCUCGCACCGUCACACCGCCAGGCAUCGCGGGCAACUCGCACGACCGCAUCGCGCAUGUCGACCCUUUUGCCACGACGCCUCGAGCCACUUCGGACGCCGCUGUGGUGGGCAGUGAUAGGCCCCGCUGCGCUCAUCAUCCUCACAGUCAAGCACCGGAAGGGGCGGUGGUCGCAGCGGCGGCCGUAGCCUCUGCAGCGGCGUCGCCGUCUCGCGCCUCCGUUUUUCAGCAUCAGCAACCGCCUCCGCUGCUCUCGAAGCCGGCAGAGGGGCACCAUCGACCAGGGAUGCCACCACCACUGCCCUCCCUCCCAGCUAUGUCGCAUGCCUGUGAGACACCGUCACGCCGCCAACAACGACCACCGGCAGAGCGGUGCUGUGCCACGGCAGGUGCGCACGUCAGACAGGCAGAGACGGCGGUAGGCGGAGCGGUGGAGGCGGCCGCAGAGAUGGUGGCGUUGCCUUCCGCGGACACGGCAAUGCUGCUCGUGGUGCCUGGAGGUGUAUCCUCGGUGCCAGCCACCUCCAUUGCUGCCAUAACCGGUCCCUCUGGCGACGCGCCAAGCUGGGGCAGUGAUACCCAUGCCGAUGCUGCCUUAGCCCUCAUCGAGGACGUCAUGGAAGGGGGUUCUAGCGAGGAGGGGCGGCUCGUAUCACGUGGUCAGCGCGUGGGCGGCGGCGAUAGCGGCGCAGGAUCAGCCGAGACCGUCACCGAGAGGGUGGUUACCUACUUCCCGAUUCAGAAGUCCGUAUUGGCGCAGCGCAGCGCCUACUUUGCUGCUCUUCUCGACGAGGGCAGCGGCUGCGGCCCGUAUGUGCGCAGUACCCCGGACGAGCACGUGGAUUUCACAAGCUUGCUGCCACUGCCGACAACGGCGGAACUAGCAGAGGCGCGGGAUGCCCAUCUGUGCAGGGCUGGCGGUGCGGGCGGGCCAUGUCCCCUGACGGCGAGGAUACCGCACGCGUAUCGCCGCCGAGACCACCUCCGCCGAGGCCCUGCGACUGCCACAGCUUCUGACGAUGCCCAGCCUGCCUGUUCCGUGGCGCUGGCCCACCGCCAGCGCGUUCCCGUGUACUACAUCCCAACCCCGGAGACGGUGUCGUGCUUCACGGACGAUAGUAGCGGUGCCCGCCUCGGCCGCAGUGGCGCGCACUCUCGCAUCGGCGCUGGUGACCCUGCGGCGGCCUCCACUGCGCCAACCCUUUCGCACGCUUGCGUGUGCCAGUUGCUUCACUACUUGUACACCGGCGUGCUCCCCAUCUUCCAUCGGCUGCCAGGGAGGACAGGAGUCGCUGAGUGGGAGUCGACUGCUGCCGCCGGGAUCGCCAGCCUGCAGUCCGAUGCCCUUCGCAAUGGCUUCGCGAACGACUACGCGGCAGUGCUGUGGAUGGGGCUCUAUACCGGCCUCUCCUCCCUCACCUCGUCGAUGCUUAAGUUACUCUGGCGUUUUUUGGCGCUGUCGCGCGACGUGUGGCCGUACUGGAUCGCAGCAGUGCAUUGGCGCGUGCCGGAGAUGCAACUCAUCUGCGAGGCGUGGAUAGAGCAGCAUCUGUGCGCAAUGCUGCGAGCAUCAACGGCGCAGGGGCUGUGGCGUGGACUGCGUCUCGAUCAGGUGCAGAUGCUAGUGAGUCUGCGCAAGAAAGCACUUGACGCGGAGGCGGAGGCGCGGGCCGCGCAGACGAGCCCGAUGGCAAGUAACGCGUCGCCUCGCUAUUUGCUCAGGCGCACCACCACCGGCGGUGACGCUGCUGCGGAAGCGUCGAUGAGCAUCACCACCACCACGAUGCCGUCGUUUCUGCGGGAGCAGGUGAACGAUAGCGACGCCGCAAGCAGCGUUGACGAUAGCGGAUCGUUAAGCGAGGAGGCGGCAGAGCAGCGCCGUGCGCAGUUGUCGCUGAGGCCUCCAGCGCCUCCCGUUGCUACCAUUGGGUGGCCAGCUGAGGUACUGAGGUACCAACAACUGCACCCUCUGCGCCCCCGCGGCGGCAGUGGCAGUGGCGUUGGCACACCGAGUCUCUCGUCCUCACAACCUGGUGCUGGUCGGGUUUCUUCUGUUGACAAUCUCCGAGUAUCACCGACUACCGAGGGCGUUCCAGUCCUGAGCCGAGACGCGGAAGCAUCUCCUUCUCGCCCUCCUCUGGAGUCGCUGUCCCCGUUCGCCUUGCCAACGCCGCCGCCCGCGCUCGCUAUGCCGCCUGCACUCGCUACGCCGCUGGCUUUCGACGGUGUCUCAUCCCCAAGUGCGAUGGCCGGAGUUGCCAGCGCCCCUCUCAGCCGCCAAAGCAGUCGCGUCAGUACGCCCCUCUUCGCCCCCCGCGCCGCUGCGGCCGUGCGGCACUUUCGGGGCUUCAGUGGUCGCCCCCCCGCUCUCGGGGUGGCGACAACAACGGCUACGCCUGGCAUCCCGUCGUCCGCGGCACUCACGCUCGACGACUUGAGCGGCGUGGACGGCGCACAGGCGGCCGAGGGCGCUGAUAACACGGCGGCGAUCGCCGGGGGCCCUCGAGGACACCGAACGGACCUAGGAGGCGGAGGAGAGAGCGGCACUGUGAUGAGGGGCGCUGGACUGACUAGUCGCAUGGAAACGCCUUCUGCGGCCAACACUGCCGUUGCUUUUCGAACACUGGUAACCACCGGAGACGCUGCGGUUCUCCGGUCGGAGGCAGCCGAGUCGCCCACGCUUGCGCAGGCCGACAUCCCUGUCCGCGACAACGCUGAGGUGCCGCGCCGAUCUCCGCUAACCACACGCGGCGUCCAUGAUCUUUUCAACGACUCUCACGCCGAGCCGCGCAGUUCGUCGCGGCUGCACGUUGCGUACCCGCCGAUUACCUCAGCCAACGCCUACUACACCACUCCACCCAAUGGGGUGGCGAUACAACCCACGCUGCAGGUACUCGCCGACGGAGCCUGGGCCAUCGGCGGCUGCGGCCGGCUUUACACAGCUGAGACACGCGAAGAGCUGGAGAAGCGACAGGCCUACUGGUUCCGCGCUGAGUGGGAGCAUCAACAGCAGCUUCCGUCGGCGGUACUCUUGACAGAGACUGAAGUGCUGGAGCGUCUCUGGACGUGGUGGCGGGCUCGCAGUGAGGACUCAUCGAAUCAGCCGACCGAGACGGAGGUGCGCGCGGUGGUUGAGAUGCUGCCGAAGGUUCGCCUCAGUGACGCACAAGCGGCGCUGCCGUGCACGUCCCCGCGCGAUGACGCGGCGUACGACGGCUUCAGGGCGCUCUUGGCCGAAGAGCAACGUUUCCUGGUCGCAAGUGAAGUGGGGCUGCCCAACGCUGCUGUUGUUACGGUGCAGUCACCACUCUAG
Molecule: messenger RNA, 5238 nt
Organism: Leishmania major strain Friedlin
Lineage: Eukaryota; Euglenozoa; Kinetoplastea; Trypanosomatida; Trypanosomatidae
Exons: 1
Coding region: 1-5238 (1745 amino acids)
Source: RefSeq, a predicted model, not a curated record